Syngnathus acus (greater pipefish) is the source of this 746-nucleotide messenger RNA. RefSeq names its product 2'-deoxynucleoside 5'-phosphate N-hydrolase 1 (gene dnph1). The coding region runs from base 144 to 572 and encodes 142 amino acids. The record is from RefSeq and is a predicted model, not a curated record. Gene Ontology annotation, cellular component: nucleus. Gene Ontology annotation, biological process: deoxyribonucleoside monophosphate catabolic process. Gene Ontology annotation, molecular function: 5-hydroxymethyl-dUMP N-hydrolase activity. The transcript has 4 exons. NCBI's taxonomy places the organism in Eukaryota, Metazoa, Chordata, Actinopteri, Syngnathiformes, Syngnathidae.
UCCAGUUCACUUAAAAAAACUGGAAUGCACAUCACUACCACACGGAUUCUCAAUCUCCAGAAGCGCGUUCUCUUUUUCAACUAUUACCUUGGUGGAUGCGCCGUCUUUAGAGUUUCCCGCGGGUUCCGAAGCCAGAUGAAACGAUGAAGAUUUAUUUCUGUGCGAGUAUUCGCGGCGGAAGGGACGACGCACGCCUGUACGAACACAUCGUCAAGACACUCGGAAAGUUCGGGAAGGUUCUGACUGAGCACGUGGGCGACAGCAAUCUGAGCCAUACAGGAGAGGGGUUGGACGAUGGAUUCAUUCACGAUCGGGACUUGGACUGGCUCCGACAAGCUGACGUGGUGGUUGCCGAGGUGACGCAGCCGUCGCUGGGCGUGGGCUACGAACUGGGCCACGCCUACCUCAAGAAGAAGGAUACUUUGUGUCUCUUCCGACCAUCAUUACGAUGCAAGUUGUCGGCCAUGAUCCGAGGAGCAGCAGACGGCAAGCGGAUGUUGAUUAUGGACUAUUCCGGCGAAGAUGAUGUGGAUGACGUCCUGGAGCACUUCUUCAAGACAAAUCCUCACUGAAACAAUUUUCCCGCUCGCAGGAAAUACGCACGUGUAAAUACUAAGGGCGUCCGUCCAAUAGAUUGUGCAAGUACAUAGCGCUCUGACCUAUAGCUUUUGAUGUUUUUCCACACGUGUGCUGUAUACACUGACUGGUUCCACAAUGCAUACAAUAAAAUGGUCAUCCUCAUCAUU